AUGGGAGGUGACAUGACUCAUACGGCGAACGCCGGUCCGGCCUCUGGAGAGCGAUCUCUUCUGCACUCCUUGCAAGCAUCCAGGCCCAGGGCAUCAUUGCUGCAAACCACGGACAAAUUUGCAGCAUACCGCCAGCUCGUACCGUCACUGAGUGAUGUCGGGCCCAUCUUCCUGAACGCGGCGGGCGCGCCCCCAUCAAACAUGAUCGUCCACGAAGCGAUCAUCCGCUAUGCUUCAGAGGCCUUGUACGACUCCCACCCGCAGACGGGGUGGAAAGCCAAAGCAAAGGAAGCCCGCGAGCUGCUCUCGCGCUGUAUCAACGCCGACCCGAGCUCGAUAGCCUUCAAAAGGGACACUACCGAGGGCAUGGGGGACUUCAUCCGCAGCAUCCGCUUCCAGCCCGGGGGCAACGUCGUCGUAUUCGACAACGAGCACCCCAACCAAGUCUACGGGUGGAUGGCCCUGCGGGACGCUGGUCUGGAGGUCAGGCAGAUCCCUAGUAUUAGUGAUGUCGAGAGACUGGGCCAUGCGGUAGCGGCUAAUGCCGAUACCUUCCGCCCGUUCGUCGAUGGACGUACUCGAGCCAUUGGCCUCAGUUCCAUCAUGUUCGAUACCGGGCAGCAUAACGACGUCAAGGGCAUCUGCGCCGAGUUUCGCCCUCGAGGGAUCCACGUCCUUGCCGAUCUAGCCCAGCACGUGGGCUUUGCGCAAGUUGAUGUCAGGGCUAUGGGCGUGGGCUCAAACUGUCCGACUGGCAUUGCAGCUCUCUAUGUCGAUCCCGCCAUGAUCGCCGACCUCGACCCGACGCCUCCGAUCGUGAGCGUGUGCGGCAUCAGCGAUCCCCGCUCCGACUAUCUCGUCCCGGCAGAUCCAUUGGUCUUCCACACGACCGCCCAGAGGUUCGAGCAUCAGAAUCUCAGUCUGGUCGGGACGUGCACCGCGGGCGCUUUCCUCCGCUUCUACCUUGAUUCCAUGGGACCUCGAGAUGUUGAGGACCAUCUACAGUCUCUAGGCGACGUCCUGUUUCGAGAGUGCGACAAGCUGGGUAUUAAUAUCGUCAGUCCUCGUGAUCGCGAUAAACGGGCACCGCACCUCUACAUCCUGAAUCUGCGUGAUCCGCGAUGGAUCACUAUCUUGGAGGGGCACAAGAUCCGCAUGACGCCUAGCCGGUUGGGGAUUCGGAUCUCGUUUGGCUUUUAUAGCAACAUUGAGGAUGUAAUGAGGUUGGCGAGAGUUCUUGGCAAUGGCCUUAAUUAUCUCGGUGGUUGA
Molecule: messenger RNA, 1269 nt
Organism: Anthostomella pinea
Lineage: Eukaryota; Fungi; Ascomycota; Sordariomycetes; Xylariales; Xylariaceae
Source: the annotation of a GenBank genome assembly